CUCCCAAACAGGUACCCAGGUACCUACAUACCUUAGUAUAUUGGGCAGGUACAUUCCUCACGUACCUUCCACGCCUGCGAAACCAGCGUGAGAGAUAGAAGUACCCAUGUACACAGGAGGACGGCGUGUGAAUAUCCCUACCUGUCCACCAUUUUUCCCCCGAGCCUUCGUUUGCAUUUUUUUUUCCCUUCUCCUACUUUUCCUUCCAGGAAAAAGCCAACCCGCAACAGACAACGAAGUCGCACUACACCCGCUCUCCAUAGCAUACCAUUCAGACCAUAUAAAAACUUCGUCGAGAAUCAUGCCUUCGGCCGUCGCUGAGCUGUAAACACCCACUGCGGGACGUGCCUGGACUGGGCG
Durotheca rogersii is the source of this 360-nucleotide messenger RNA. RefSeq lists its product as uncharacterized. The transcript has a single exon. The record is from RefSeq and is a predicted model, not a curated record. The coding region runs from base 107 to 328 and encodes 73 amino acids. NCBI's taxonomy places the organism in Eukaryota, Fungi, Ascomycota, Sordariomycetes, Xylariales, Xylariaceae.